Molecule: messenger RNA, 3332 nt
Organism: Chrysoperla carnea
Lineage: Eukaryota; Metazoa; Arthropoda; Insecta; Neuroptera; Chrysopidae
Exons: 11
Coding region: 165-3332 (1055 amino acids)
Source: RefSeq, a predicted model, not a curated record
GUCUAAUUCGUUGAGUCAACAACAUUGCUUGUAUAAAAGCCAGUUGUGUUUUUAAAAUUACCGUCAAAAACAUUUUAAUACCCUAAAAUGUUAGAGUGAGUGUGUUAGAAUUGUUAACUUUGAAGCAAGUUCCUUUGUUUGAGUAGACGGAACCGUUACUAAACAUGGCUGAUGUUAUUGUUGAAAUUACACAAGGAAAAUUACGUGGACGCAUUGCAAAAGAUGCAAAUGGAAAUUAUUAUAAAAGUUUUCAAGGGAUUCCAUACGCAAAACCACCAAUUGGAAAAUUAAGAUUUAAAGCACCAAAACCAGCUGAACCAUGGAAAGAAGAUAUAUUAGAUGCGACAAAAGAGCGAAGUGUUUGUCCUGUGACUUUUGCGUUACCUGGAACGGAUAGUGGUUCAGAAGAUUGUUUAUUUUUGAAUGUUUAUACACCUCAGUUACCGAAAGAAUCACAAACAAAACUUCCAGUAAUGGUUUGGAUUCAUGGUGGAGCAUUUAAUAUGGGUUCUGGCAAUUCUGAAACUUUUGGUCCAGAAUUUUUAGUCGCAAAAAAUGUGAUUUUGGUAACCUUAAACUAUCGUUUAGGAUAUUUAGGUUUCCUUAGACUAAACGAUCCAAAAUGUGAGGUAACAGGUAAUGCUGGAUUAAAGGAUCAAACAGAGGCUUUACAUUGGGUACAAAAGAAUAUUUCAGCAUUUGGAGGUGAUCCAAAUAAUGUGACUCUCUUUGGUGAAAGUGCUGGUUCAGCUUCAGUUAGUUUCCAUCUUUUAUCACCCCUAUCGAAAGGAUUAUUUCAUAAGGCAAUUUUACAAAGUGGUGUAGCCUUGAAUCCUUGGGCAAUACAAAUUCGUCGUGAUUAUGAUUUUGUUAGAUUGUUAGGAUGUACAUCUACCAACGAUAUAGAAAUAUUGGAUUUUUUACAAAAUCAAAAGAUCGAAGACAUUUUGAAAGCUCAGACAUUGUCCACUUCUCCCGAGACUCAGCCAUGUGGAGAAAUUUGUGAAGUUACACCAGACAUUGAAUUAAACAAUCCAUCAGCAUUUUUAACUGAUUCUCCGGAAAAUUUAUUAAAAAAAGGUCUUAUUAAUGCUGUACCUAUAAUGAUAGGUACAAACGAUGCUGAAGGUUUAAUUACGAUUCUACCGCUUUACAAGAAAUUUACCUUAUAUUCGUUUGAAAAAGAUUUGCUUAUACCACGAGAUUUGCUAGAAAAAUUAAAAUCGAAAGAUGAAAUUGAAAAAACUACAAAGAAAAUAAAAGAGUUUUAUAAAUUUAAUGACUACGAAAGUAUGAAAGACUAUUGGAGCGAUGUUUUAUUCACGUAUAAAACUCAAGUCUUUGCAAGAGAAAUUGCCAGAAAAUCAAAUCAUCCAGUUUAUAAUUAUUUGUUUCAAAUCAGCAUAGAUGAAAUGAAACGAGCAUGCGCCAUUUUUAAUUUGGAUUUGUACGAGGGUGCAGCCCAUGCUGAGGAAUUGGGUUAUUUAUUUAAAUCAGUAUUCGGUUCUUUACCAUCAUCAAAUACACCAUUAGGUAUUGCUGUGCAUAUUAUGUCAACAUUAUGGACGAACUUUGCAAAAACUAGUAAUCCAAAUCCAGAAAUACCUGAUCCACAUAUUAAUGUCGAAUGGAAACCUUUUACCAUAAAUGAUGAAAAUUAUUUGGAGAUUGGGUCUAAGUUACAAUUGAAGAAGAAUUUAUUACAUGAAAGAAUUCAAUUUUGGGAUAAUUUAUAUUUUGAAAAAAUGGAUAACGUUGUUGUGGAAAUAGAACAAGGAAAAUUAUGUGGUCGUAUUGCUGAAGAUCUGAAUGGAAAUGAUUAUAAAAGUUUUCAAGGAAUUCCAUACGCUAAACCACCCGUAGGAAAUUUACGCUUCAAGGCACCGGAACUACCAGAUCCAUGGGAGGAUGAAAUAUUGGAUGUGAAAACUGAACGAAGUAUUUGCUAUCAGCGUAACUAUAAGCCUUGGGAAAAAAACUAUGAAGGGUCAGAAGAUUGCUUAUUUUUAAACGUUUUUACACCAAAACUACCCAAAGAAUCAUCAGCAAAAUUACCAGUAAUGGUAUGGAUACAUGGCGGGGCAUUUACUUCAGGUUCUAGUACGAUAGAAAGCUUCGGUCCAGAGUUUUUGGUUGCUAAACUUAUUGUUUUAGUAACAAUUAACUAUCGUUUAGGUUUUUUAGGUUUUCUUAGUCUAAAAGACCCAACGUGUGAAGUAACAGGUAAUGCUGGAUUAAAAGAUCAAAUUCAAGCUUUACGUUGGGUAAAUAAAAAUAUCGCAGCGUUUGGAGGUGAUCCAAAUAAUGUGACAGUAUUUGGUGAAAGUUCUGGUUCUGUAUCUAUAAGUUUCCUUCUUUUAUCACCAUUGUCGAAAGGUUUAUUUCAUAAAGCAAUUUUACAAAGUGGUACAGCAUUGGUUCCUUGGGCAUUGCAAGUUCGUCAUGAUUACGAAUUUAUACAUUUAUUAGGUUGUAAAUCCACUGAUGAUAGAGAAAUUUUAGAAUUUCUACAAAAUCAAAAUCUGGAAGAUAUCUUAAAUGCUCAAAAUACGGUUGCUUCUCCAGAGGCUCAUCCAUUUGGUGAGUUGUGUGAUAUUUCACCAAAUAUUGAACCAAAUAUUCCAUCAGCAUUAAUAACUGACACUCCAGAAAAUAUUUUACGCGAAGGACGCUUUCAUCAAAUACCAAUAAUAAUAGGAGUAAACGAUAAAGAAGGAAUAAUGAUGGACUUGCCUUUAUAUAAACCGUUAAAAGAAUACUGGUUUAACAAUGAUGUGCUCGUAACACAAGAUUUACAAGAACAACUGAAAUCGAAAGACGAAAUUGAGAAAACUAAUAAGAAAAUAAUGGAAUUUUAUAAAAUUACUGAAAUUGACAAUAUAACAGAUUGUUUGACCGAUACUUUAUUUGCAUACAAAAUCGGAACUUUUAUAAAGAAAUAUGCACGUUACACAUCACAACCAAUUUAUAAUUAUUUGUUUCGAAUAAGCAUCGAAUCGAUGAAAAUGCAAUCGAAAAUGUAUAAUUUGAAACCGUAUGAAGGUGCAUCCCAUUCAGAGGAAGUACCAUAUUUAUUUUAUCAAAAACUAACACCUGAAAUAUUACCAAAUUCAUCAGAAGCUUUGGGCAUACAUAUUAUGACAACAUUAUGGACAAAUUUUGCAAAAAAUACUAAUCCAAAUCCAGUAAUUGUUUUACCAUAUUUUAAUGUUGAGUGGAAACCGUUUACGUUGAAUGAAGAAAAUUAUUUAGAUAUUGAUUUAAAGCCACAAUUGAAGAAGGAUUUAUUGAAGGAAAGGAUGCAGUUUUGGGAUAAUUUGUAUAGGCAAUAA